AUGCAUGAGCCACAUAGAGCUAUUAUCUUAUCACUGUUUGUUCUCUACCUGAACACAGUUUCAGGCUGUGAACCAUUAGGUAGAUUUAACAUGCCAAGUUUGUUCAAGCAGGGAGACAUUAUGAUUGGGGGGAUUUUCCCAGUUUUCAACAAAGAUAUAAGUAGCACUUGGACAUUUGAGGGUGAGCCACCUGGAGUGAAGUGUGCAAGAUUUGAUGUGAGAGCUUUUCGGUGGACCCAAGUGAUGAUUUUUGCAAUUGAAGAAAUCAACAAUGAUCCUGCUGUCUUGCCAAACAUAUCUCUUGGCUAUAGGAUCCUUAACUCUUGUUCAUCUCCUACAAAUACGUUACGUGCUGCACUAACACUGGCUAGUAGACCAGAGGAGAUAGGUGUGACUUCCCCUUGUCCUCCAGCUAUAUCUGCUCUGAUAGCAGAGGCAGGAUCAUCUCAGUCUUUAGCAGUGGCUGGAACUCUCGGACCAUUUCAAGUGCCAAUAGUAAGUUACUUCUCAACAUGUGCCUGCCUGAGUGACAGAGCCAAAUAUCCUUCAUUUUUUCGGACAAUCCCCAGCGACUACUUCCAGGCAAAAGCUUUGGCAGCACUUGUCAAGCAUUUUGGUUGGCAGUGGAUUGGGGCCAUACAGUCAGACAAUGAUUAUGGGCGAAAUGGGAUCCUAGCAUUUACUGAGGAGGUUAAAAAGCUGGGGGUUUGUGUUGCAUUUGUUGGGACAGUUCUACGUACAUACUCUGAGGAUAAGAUCCUGGAUGUUGUGGAAAUGAUCAAGAAGUCAACUGUCAGAGUCAUCCUGGCUUUUGUCCCAGAGGGUGACUUUUAUCCUUUGAUGAAAGAGGUUGUGAAACAGAACAUUACAGGAAUUCAGUGGAUUGCCAGUGAGGCCUGGAUAACAGCAAUUCAACCCUCUACACCUGAAAUCUACCAAGCUUUUGGUGGAGCCCUAGGAUUUGUGGUACAGAAAAUGGCUAUUCCAAAUUUAAAACCAUUUCUUACAGGCAUCAGCCCUUAUACUGAUCCAAAUGCAGCCUUUGUGAGGGAUUUUUGGGAGUUCAUGGUUGGCUGUAGACCUGUUUCUCAUGGAGAAAUCACGGCUGCUGAGGCAAUAAAUAAAAUAUGCUCAGGCAAUGAAACAUUGAUGGAUAACCAGGAUAUGUUCUUCAAUGUCAGAGAGCUCAGAGUGUCCUAUAAUGUGUAUAAAGCAGUGUAUGCCAUCGCACAUGCCCUCCAUCAGCUGUUAUUCUGUCAACCAGUUGGAGAAAAGAUGGUGAGGCCAUGUUUGAACACAUCUGAAAUUGAGCCCAAACAGGUCACUGAUCAACUACAAAGGGUAAAUUUCAGGGAUCAGUUUGGUCAUAAUGUGUUUUUUGAUGUCAAUGGUGACCCUCCUGCUUCUUAUGAUAUUAUCAACUGGCAGCUGAUAGAUGGGCAAGUGCAACAUGUCACACUGGGUCAUUUUGCCUCUGAUGUUAAUGGCAAUCAUAGACUCAGCAUUCAGGAGGAAGAAAUUGUGUGGAGGACAGGCAAAAUGGUUCCGACAUCGGUGUGCUCUAAUGUUUGUCCAGCAGGAACCAGAAAAGCUCAAAUAAAGGGAAAACCCACCUGCUGCUUUGACUGCAUCACAUGUGCUGAUGGAACUAUAGCCAACUCAACAGGUUCAGCUGACUGUACACCCUGUCCACAGGACUACUGGUCUAAUGAAAGUAAAGAUGAGUGUAUUCCUAAAAUGAUUGAGUUCCUAACAUAUCACGAGCCGAUGGGAAUAGUUAUCACAAUUGUGUCCCUGCUAGGGGCCUCCCUGACUCUGGCCACAAUGAUGGUAUUUCUUCACUACAGAGAAACUCCUGUGAUCAAGGCCAGCAACUCUGAACUCAGCUGUUUCCUUCUGUUUUCACUUUUUCUGUGUUUUCUCUGUCCCCUCACUUUCCUCGGCAGACCUACAGUCUGGACAUGCAUGCUGCGCCACACAGCUUUCGGUGUGACAUUUGCGCUUUGCAUUUCCUGUGUUUUGGGAAAAACAAUUGUUGUCGUUACAGCUUUCAAAGCCACAAUUCCUGGCAACAAAGUUGCAGGAAAGUUUGGUCCUGCACAGCAAAGGAUCAUAGUUUGCUUCUGCACUUUGAUUCAGAUAGUUAUAUGUGUGUUGUGGCUCACCUUGAAACCUCCUUUCCCAGACAUGGUUUUCAAAUACAGCAAUAAGAAGAUCAUUUUAGAAUGUAACACAGGCUCUGAAGCUGCUUUCUAUGCAGUUCUGGGGUACAUAGGAAUCCUUGCAAUAAUAUGUUUGAUCUUGGCAUUUCUAGGAAGAAAAUUGCCUGAUAACUUUAAUGAAGCCAAAUUUAUAACAUUCAGCAUGCUGAUAUUCUGCGCUGUCUGGAUUACUUUUAUCCCAGCAUAUGUCAGCUCCCCUGGAAAGUUCACUGUAGCUGUUGAAAUAUUUGCAAUUUUGUCGUCAGCAAUUGGUUUAUUACUUAGCAUUUUUGCACCUAAAUGUUUCAUAAUAUUUAUCAAGCCAGAGAAAAAUACCAAGAAACAUGUCAUGGGAAAAACUGUGAACAAAAAAAUAUGA
Molecule: messenger RNA, 2580 nt
Organism: Acanthopagrus latus (yellowfin seabream)
Lineage: Eukaryota; Metazoa; Chordata; Actinopteri; Spariformes; Sparidae
Product: extracellular calcium-sensing receptor-like
Exons: 6
Coding region: 1-2580 (859 amino acids)
Biological process (GO): G protein-coupled receptor signaling pathway
Cellular component (GO): membrane
Molecular function (GO): G protein-coupled receptor activity
Source: RefSeq, a predicted model, not a curated record